Messenger RNA from Camellia sinensis, 1968 nucleotides. RefSeq lists its product as uncharacterized. The record is from RefSeq and is a predicted model, not a curated record. Gene Ontology annotation, biological process: poly(A)+ mRNA export from nucleus. Lineage: Eukaryota; Viridiplantae; Streptophyta; Magnoliopsida; Ericales; Theaceae. Gene Ontology annotation, cellular component: nucleus.
AGAGGACAGCAAAAGAUCUCACGCGCCUCCUCCAAAAAACACCAAAUAAAUACAAACUAGCAUUAACAUUUCUCUCUCUGUCUCUCUCUUUCUCUCUCUCAAAAGCUAUCUUCCUCAUCAAUGGCGAGCGCAACUGAGCCAAAGGCUGAAAACCCUAGCAAAACCCCUGAUCAACAACAACUGCCACAACCACCGCCCUCCACCUCCGAUACAGACUCGCUUACCAAAGACGGCGACGAAUCGAAGAUCUCGGCCACCGAAGCUGCGGCGAAUUCGACGGCCCUGAAGGACAGCAAUGACGACAACAAGAAGAAGGACGAGGAGGACCCUGUUGUUUCUAAUAUCCAGAGGAAGAUCCGCCGAGCCGAGCGCUUCGGUAUGCCCGUGCAGCUCUCCGAGGAAGAGAAGCGUAAUUCUCGAGCUCAAAGGUUUGGGAUUGGGUCUACAGUGCAUGGUUCAGAUGCAUUGAAGAAAUCAGAGGAGCAGAAGAGAAAGGCUAGAGCGGAGAGGUUCGGGAUUGUGCAAUCUGAGCCUGUUGAUGAGGCGGCAAAGAAGAAAGCUAGGCUUGCCAGGUUUGGAGCUGCCACUAAGACAGAUCCACUAGAAGAAGACAAAAAGAAAGCAAGGGCAAUAAGGUUUUCACAACCUAAAUCUGGUUCUCUCUCACAAGUGAAUGGUAAAGGAAAUAAUAUUGAAAUGAAGACAGCUAUUGCGGGCAAGGCUGGCGGGGGAACCUAAAUAUUGUAGCUUCUUUCUUUUAUAGUUUAGGGUUUUGACAUUUUGUGACUCCCCUGGCAGCUUCCGUAGUCAUGUUUACUUUCUGAAUUAUGAACUCCUGGAUGCAGCUUUCUUCCAUUCUUGGAUAACUUCUCAUGAGGUGUGGCAGCAUGAAGAAGCUUUUGCUUAUCUGAGAUAUAUCUAUUUAUCUGGUGAGGCCCUAGAUAAUCAACAACUCCUUAGUGUAAACCUAUCUGAAAUGACAGACUAAGAAUAUCAAAAAGUACUGCAAUUAUGGCCUGGGAAUGUAUUCAUCUUGCCGAGUUAAUUUGGUUCUGUUUUGCGACUUCACCCUCACUGUCUCUGGUCACAUACCAGAUCCUGUUGGAAUCAGCAGUAAUAAGUUGAAUUGGCAAGCCUAACAUCAUCUGAUCCUAGAGUUAGUGUUGAAAUUGCACCAUUUCUCCAUAUAGAUUGCACUAUCGUAAAAAUUCAUCGUAUUAACUGAAAUCACUUGGCAUGUAUAUCAUGGUUGACCUGUGUUUGAGAUGUUUGAUUGUUGCAACUUUUGGGUUUCAUAAAAUGUCCAGGAUAAUGGCCAGUUAUAUGUAGAUGUAGAUUAAGAGCUAUGUUACAUGCAUUGAGGAGUGCACUUAUGUGUCCCAUUUCAUGGUGCAAAAGUACAAGUUAUUUUUGACACUAGGGAGUUCUUUAUUCUUAAUGUUACUUUUGAAUCUCAUAUUAUCUUUGCAUUAUCAUGUCCUGUUAAAAAGUUCACGUACUGCUGUUUUCCUACUUGAUCACAACAGAAAUGACCGGUUGAGGUAAGUUUUGAGGGUGAAGUUGUAAAUGUAAGAAUUUGUGCACUAGUGGUUUUUGUGAUUGGUUAAAUAUGAACCUUUUUCCCGGCUAUAGUUUCCAGAAUUUUUGGUUUUCUCAGUCAUCUGAAUAAAUUGACUAUCAGGAAAUGUUUGUUGAUUAACCCCUUGGCCUCACCGGGUGAAGUCGAGUAUGUUGGAUGUGAGAAAAGGAUGGAGGAUGUUUGGUAACAGUGAUUUGUAGUUUUUGUUAUAAAGAAAAAAGAAAAAGAAAAAAAAAAGAAGAAAGGUUGCUUUUAUUUUUGAAUUUGUAUAUGACCAGAUAAGUUGUUGGGGCAGUCAUUUUAUUUUUGAUUUUUUUCUGUUUCGCUGUGAAAUAUUAUUUAUUUUCUUGGGAAAAUCAAAUCCGUUCUGUCGUGUUUCUGAUGUUUAA